Mycosarcoma maydis (corn smut) is the source of this 1071-nucleotide messenger RNA. RefSeq lists its product as uncharacterized. Bases 1 to 1071 code for a protein of 356 amino acids. The record is from RefSeq and is a predicted model, not a curated record. The transcript has a single exon. NCBI's taxonomy places the organism in Eukaryota, Fungi, Basidiomycota, Ustilaginomycetes, Ustilaginales.
AUGCUCCAACCAGCAGCCAUUACAGCGCUGCUCUCGCAGCUGAUCAACGAUGCCAACUCGAACGAUUCCAUCCAUCCACACACGGCACUCCUCACGCUCCUCGAAUCGUCCGAGCUGUACGCUUCGGCAACCCGACUUGUAGAUGCGCCUCCUAGCAAAUCUGCCGUGGCAUCCAUCUUGGCCAGCACUGCGGCAGCGACUGGCUCUGCUUUCACCGCACCUCCUCCGCCUACAGCUCGGCCGACAUUGUUGUCGUUGGACGAGCGUGUGGCGUGCUUGUCGGCGAUUGCAACAACGAGCUGGAGGGAGGCUACGGAACACAAAUCCAAAAGCGAAACAAAGGGAGUGGUCAUGCCGGGAGCGUCGAUCUCGGUGGCUAAGCAUGGGAUGACUGGUAUGGCGGGUGUAGAGGGCACCAAGGAGGUGGUGCCGUUGCUGUUGGAGAGCGAUCUGGGAAGGAUAUUGGUCAUGCCAAUUGUACCUCGUGUGCCGACGUUGAGUCCAUCGAGGGGUGAGCUGACUGCGAUGGACGAAACGCAGGACGAUAGCGGCAGCUUUGGCGACCGGAACAAACCGUUUAUGCUUCUCACGCUCAAUGCCGCUUCCUCUCCAGCAUCUGCUACGCAUUACCAGGCGCCAUCAACGCCGCAGCAGAACCACUCGACGUUGAGCCCUGCACUUGCUUCUUCCACCGCUACCCUCUCGGCCAACAACACGACGCGUUCACGACUACUGUCUGGAGUCACCACGCCCACUUCGACACGCUCCGAUCACACGCCCACACCCUCGCGUUCGCCCGUUUCGGACCAUUUUCCCAUCUCGAGCGGCGUACCGCAACGUUCGUCGUCGCCCACACCGGCAGGCAGCGAGGCAGAUGUGGCGCAAUCGCAGGCAAAUGCGGCGGAACAAGAUGCCAGGGAUGCCAAAAUCUGGUCGGCACUCUACGCGCAGGCAAAGGCGUUGGCUAGGGUUUUGGCCCCGAGCUUGGCAGAAUGCGGCGUGGGUCAGCAUGACCUAGACGAUCACGCUGAGACAAAACAGAGUGUGGGGGUGAGCGACGACGAGAUUUGA